GAAGCGUCGGGCCGCUGUGAUCGGGGUCACGGUGAAGGCGUCAAAUAACCCUUAAAUACAACACAACGUUCCGAUCAAAUUAUCUCCCGUAACCGUACCAGUGUUGACAGCACGUGUUCCCAAGUUAAACCAUGUCAACCCCGGCUAGAAGAAGACUUAUGAGAGAUUUUAAACGGCUACAAGAGGACCCUCCAGCUGGUGUCAGCGGUGCCCCGUCUGAAAACAACAUUAUGGUGUGGAAUGCAGUCAUAUUUGGCCCUGAAGGAACUCCCUUUGAGGACGGUACAUUUAAACUCAUUGUAGAGUUUACAGAAGAAUACCCCAACAAACCCCCCACAGUACGAUUUGUGUCAAAGAUGUUUCAUCCAAAUGUCUAUGCAGAUGGCAGUAUAUGUUUGGACAUCCUACAGAAUCGUUGGAGUCCCACUUAUGACGUGUCCUCUAUUCUCACAUCUAUCCAGUCCCUGCUUGAUGAACCAAACCCCAACAGUCCGGCCAACAGCCAGGCAGCUCAGCUGUACCAGGAGAACAAGCGGGAAUACGAGAAGCGUGUGUCUGCCAUCGUAGAACAAAGCUGGAGAGACAGUUGACCUGACAAUCCUCAUAGCUGCUCUCUCCAUUGUUAAGCUGUGUGUGCUGCAAGUUUUAGUGGAGUACCUCUUAAUUUUCCCCCCUUUUUGAUUUUAAGCUUUUAUGCACUUUACCUUCAACUUCCCAUCAUAGAAUGUUUUUUUUUUUUUUUUUUUUUGCCCAAGAGGGAUUUAUUUUUUCUAUUCUGCCCCCCUCCCCCCCUUUCCAGUCCAUCAGGGGAAAUGUGCUGAAUCUUGCCUUGAUGUUUUGUCAGUAUGGACUUGUGGGCCAUUACCCAAAAAUUCUGGUGUGUUCUUACUUGCUGUAAUCACUCCCCAUGGCUGAUUAUGUUUCAGAGGGUGUAUGAAUUACGUCAUGGGUCCUCUUCUGUUGUGCUCCUUACCUUUUUUUUGCCAGUUUGUUUUCACAAAGCAGUUCGUCUGCUCCGAUGUAGUCAUCCUUCCUUACCUUGGGAGAAUGAGCAGCCUCAGCAUCAUGGACUAAAAACUAAAUCAGACAUCUUUACACCGUGUCUUUUGCCGUGUUGUGAACUCUGUUACAUGCAUGACAGAAAGAGUGUAUUCACGUUCCUGUUCAGUACUCAUGUAUAUAAAAUACCUGCAACUGAAUUUAUGUACAGAUUUUGCACUGGUUGUCCCCCAUGUCAUUUUUUCAGCACUUGUAAAUAAAAAAAAAAGGCAAAUCCA
This is a messenger RNA of Plectropomus leopardus (leopard coralgrouper), 1277 nucleotides long. RefSeq names its product ubiquitin conjugating enzyme E2 A, like (gene ube2al). Lineage: Eukaryota; Metazoa; Chordata; Actinopteri; Perciformes; Serranidae. The record is from RefSeq and is a predicted model, not a curated record.